CAGUAGGUCGUGAGAGACAUUGCCCUCCUAUCAGCACCAUGCCAAGUCAACUCCAGAGUGCCAUGGACGCACUUAUAACAGUUUUCUACAAAUACUCCGGGAACGACGGCGACAAAUACAAGCUCAACAAGGGAGAGCUGAAACAGCUACUGAACAGUGAACUCACUGACUUUCUCAUGGUAAAGAAGCUGUUUCAUAUUCAUAAUUUAUCAAUCUCAACAUAGUUUCACAAUGUUUUGGUAUUCUCUUCACUAGACAGUAUUUAGCAAUUGAAAGGCCCCUAAACAUGGGUAUAUUUCUGAGUUGACACUAUUAUUUGUGAAUCAAAUAAAAUAAAAAUGUAUUGGUCACAUGCACCGAAUACAACAGGUGUAGACUUUACAGUGAAAUGCUUGCUUACGAGCCCAUUCCCAGCAAUGCAGAGUUAAAAAGGUAAGACAAAUAUUUGCUAAAUAAAAAAGGAAAUAGUAACACAAUAAAAACAAUAAUGAGUCUAUAUACAAGGAGUACCAGUCCUGAGUCAAUGUGCGAGGUAGUUGAGGUAAUUGAGGUAAUACAGUAAGUACAUGUGGGUAGGGGUAAAAGUGAUUAGGGAAUCAGGAUAUAUAAUAAACAGAGUAGCAGCAGCAUAUGUGAAGAGUGUGAAAGUGUGUCUAUGUGUGAGUGUGUGUGUAGCGUCAAUAUGCAUGUGUGUGUGUUUUUUGUGUGUAAGCGAAUUGUGUGUGUGUGUUGGAGUGUCAGUGUAGUAUGUGUGCCUGUGUGGGUAGAGUCUGAAUAGAAAACAAUAACUGUAUAAUUUAUAUUUAUAUCAAUCUGUUUUUAUUUGGCACCAUAUCGUAAGAAGUGUCACAAGUUAACUGUAAGUCGCUAUGGAUAAUUUAAAUUGCCCUCUCCUCCUCACAGUGACAUGUUUGUGAAUAGAUGUACCACAUUAGCUGUGUGUUGAACCUCAAAUAAUAAGUUAGCUGUCUUUAAUUACAAACCUCCUUGUGACAUUUAGCCCACACAUUUAGAUAAAUCAUAACAGCACAUAACAUCCGGCCGUCGUUAUGUUAAACAAAAUUAUAAUUAUUGGAAAUGGUUUGGUUUAGUGAAGUGUGACCUUUUCAACUUGUAUUCUUUCCUUCCAUUAAUUUCAUGAUGAACAUUAGUGAUGUUUAUGCUGUACUUGGAUAUGUUGGGGGGCUUUUUGAUGCUACUUGAUUACACAUUGAGACUUGAAAGAUGAAUUAGACAACCAAGUACAUACUGAAUUUGCAAAUGUCCAGCAUUUAAAAACAGACUCACUCAUGUCAGGAUUGUAGAAAUCCAUGUGGUCUGUUGUGUUAAUUUAUUCAAAUUAUAGACCUACUACACAAUAUUUACAUGAUUCUCAGAGACGUGGCGAUGUUGUUUUUCUGUUCUUCAAUAUGCCUCAGUGGCUAGAAAGCAUACAAUUACACUCUUAGAAAAGGGGUUUUUCCAAAAGGGUUCUUCGGCUGUCCCCGUACAUGGAACCCAAAAGGGUUGUACCUGGAACCAAAAGGGUUGUACCUGGAACCAAAAGGGUUCUACCUACAACGAAAAGGGUUAUUCAAAGGGUUCUCUUAUGGGGACAGCCAAAGAACCCUUUAAGGUUCUAGAUAGUACCUUUUUUCUAAGUGUGUAGAACAUUGUUGAUUAAGAGAAUGGUAGAGUUCUCUAGUUUUUCAAAAAGGAAGGUAAGAAGGAAACAUUAAUGCAAAGGGACCUUAUUUGACAUUUAUCCUUCUACAUUACGCUGGAUUAGUUUAGCCGCUGUGAAGUUUUGAUUUCUGGUUUAGUUGAGUAUAAGUCUCUUGCUUUUGUAACUUUGUGAAAGCAGGCAAGAUAGUAGUUCCUCUUCACUGCCCUCUGUGAUUGUAGUAGGUUGUUGUAGAUAACCUACCAUGCUGUAGUGGCCAUGACGGUGCAGAGGAGUGGACAGGUGUGUGUGUAUGUGUGUGCAUGUGCAUGUGCACGUGCGUGUGCUUGUGCUCGCACACGUGUGUGUGUGUGUGUGUGUGUGUGUGUGUGUGUGUGUGUGUGUGAAUAGUAAACAUUAUUUUUUUUUUUACCAACUGGGGACAUUUUGUUAGUCCCCACAAGGUCAAAUGCUAUUUGUAGGGUGUUUAUGGUUAAGGUAGAAUUAGUGUUAGGUUUAGUUUUAGGGUUAGGGUCAUGGUUAAGGUUAGGUUUGGAGGUUAAGGUUAGGGUUAGGGUUAAGGUUAGGUUUUUGGGGUUAAGGUUAGGGUUAGGGUUAGGGUUAGGGAAAAUAGGAUUUUGAAUGGUUAUAAAUUGUGUUCCCACAAGGUUAGUUAAACAAGACUGUGUGAAUGCGAGUGUGUUUGGGGAGUGAACCCGCCUGUCUGUGUUCUAAUGGAUGAGCUUCAUACUGUGAGAGAUGGAGUGAGGGGUUGAAGAGACAAAUCUCUCCCCCUCCGUUUUUUCUCUCUACAUCUUCUCCCUCCCUCUGAUGGAAGGAAGCCUCAGGUGCCUACGCAUCAUCACCAGUGACCCAUAUCACCUCCAAAUAUAGACUUGGACUACUCUCUUCUGAUGUCACUAGUCUCCACCCACCGACGUGCCUCUGACAAGUAUAGAGACUGGUAACAGUUGAAUACACAUUCAGGACGCGCCACAAAUGGCACCCUAUUCCUUAUUUAGUGCACUACUUGUCAAAGUGCCAUUUUGGACAGAGACUCAUACUGUCGUUUCAUAUCCUGAGGACAACAUUGAGCUAAUUAUGUGAUUUAUUUCUGUAACCUAUCACUGAGUAACUCUUUCACUGAUCACAGUCACACUGUAUGCUGAGGCGAUAGAUAUUACUGCUUAUUUAGAUCCAUUGUUGUCACCUUGGGGCCAAAUACUGACUUUUCAUUUACAUUUGCACAUAUACAGUCAAGCUGUGUGUGUGUGUGGUGUGUGUGUAUGUGUGUGUGUGUGUCUUACAUACCUCCAUUAGCUCCAUGGCACCACAGGGCUCUGUAUCACGGGCUGACUUGGCUUGACUGACAGAAACCAUCCAACAGUCACCAUCUCACACACACACAAGGGCACACACACACCUCUGAUGGUUCUCAGUUUAUGGGUCAUUGAUUAUCGCCACCGUCACUCUGGCUUCCAAUGGACAUUGGCUGUGUGGUGUGGUGCCCUGCUGUGCUGUGCGGUGCCCAGUCAGUGCCUUAGGCAGUCUAACAUCCGGGAUGGGGCUCCAGCACCAUGAAUCCAAUGACUCAGAGCCUGAGGCGUCUCUCCUCAGAUCUCCCCCAUCUCCAUCUCAGAUCUCUGGCUGGGAGAUUGACACAGGGCCUAAUUGCAGCCUGCUGUCCUGAGGGGACUUAUUUAUUGGCCAGGCAGCUGAAUCUAGACCGGUCAAUGGGCGACAUGAGACACGAUUCAGGACGGUCUAUUUCCUGUUGAGUAGAGUAGUAGAGUGAGUCGGAGGCCUGGAGUAAGCUCAGUGGAACAGAACACAUUAGAGUCAUAGUCUAGAAGAUUUGCUGCUGUUCAAUGGUUGUUUUAAUUAUGAGAUAUGCCUAAAUCUUUAGACUCAAAACUAUGUCGAUCUCAUGGACUGUCAGUCCUUGCAUCCAUAGAUCUGUAUAUGAAUUUGAGAGUGUUUACAUUCCCCUAGCCCCGUCCUUCAGAUUAUCAAAUUGACGGUAUCAAGGUUUUAAAUUAUUUGAUUGGUGGAUAGCUCUUUGAUUCAUUGAUUUAAUGAUUGAUUGAUUAAUUGUUGUUUGUUUUCAUUUCCAGUCUCAGAAAGACCCCAUGCUGGUGGAGAAGAUCAUGAAUGAUCUGGAUUCCAACAAAGACAACGAGGUGGACUUUAAUGAGUUUGUGGUUCUGGUGGCGGCCCUGACCGUAGCCUGCAACGACUUCUUCCAGGAGAAGCAGAAGAAGAAAGCCAACUAACAGUUAAGUCCGAAAUGGCUUCCCCUUGCCUAUUUAGUGCACUACUAUUGGCCAAAGUCUCAUAGGGCUAUGACCGGUCUACAGUCGUGGUCAAAAGUUUUGAGAAUGACACAAGUAUUGGUCUUCACAAAGUUUGCUGC
Coregonus sp. 'balchen' is the source of this 4055-nucleotide messenger RNA. The record is from the annotation of a GenBank genome assembly. NCBI's taxonomy places the organism in Eukaryota, Metazoa, Chordata, Actinopteri, Salmoniformes, Salmonidae.